Molecule: messenger RNA, 939 nt
Organism: Trichoderma citrinoviride
Lineage: Eukaryota; Fungi; Ascomycota; Sordariomycetes; Hypocreales; Hypocreaceae
Exons: 2
Coding region: 1-939 (312 amino acids)
Biological process (GO): folic acid-containing compound metabolic process
Molecular function (GO): dihydroneopterin aldolase activity
Source: RefSeq, a predicted model, not a curated record
AUGGCAGACCUGGAGCCCAACUGGCGAGUCCGCUUUCUGGCGGGCCAGCCUCCCGCCGUGGUGCGGGUGCGCAAUCUUCAGACGUCCAUCGCGGGACCGUCCGACGCCUGGAACAGGAAAGGAAGGCCGCAGCCGCUGUGCGUGUCGGCCUCCGUCAUGCUCAAGGAGGCCUUCGACACAUCGUCCUCCGCCGACAGAGUCGAGUCCGACACCGUCCACUACGGACUCCUCAGCAAGGCGAUACUGGCCUCGCUCGAGUCACAGCAGCAGCAGCAUCUGGAUGCACAGAAACUCGCCAGCGCGGCUGGCACAAGUCAGUCCUCAAGUCUGCGGGACGUCGUCAACACAAUCUGGAACGAUCUCACCGGCCAGGACGGCAACGGGAGGUCCAAGGUCACAGAGGAGGAGCCGGAGACCAAUGCCUCGUUUUUGAAGCCGUCGACGAUCCGAUGUCUCGAGCUCACAGUCCAUCUUCCCAAGGCCUCUCUGCUCGGAGGCGGCGUUAGCCUCACCAGAAUAGCACUCUUUGGACGCGACGGCGAGUCACGGCCUCAGCCCAGGGGCAUGAGCCUCAAGAUCCACGACCUCAGAGUUCCCACUCUCAUCGGCGUCAACGACAACGAGAGAAAGGCCAAGCAGGUCGUCGUUGCGACCAUUGAGAUCGACAAGUUCAACAUCGACGAGGAUGUCUUCACAAUGAUUGAGGCGGAGGCAGUCGAGGUCAUGAGCAAAUCCACAUUCGAGACACUUGAGGCGUUGGCCAACACUCUGGCCUUCCGCCUCGCCAGCUAUCUGCACUCGUCUCAGGCUGGUUCCAUGAUUAGAAAGGGCUGGCCCAUCAAGAUUGCGCUGGAGAAGCCCAUCGCUGUCGUUCUCGCCGACGCGGCCUGCGUGCAGCUGAGCGUAAAUUCGUCCGAAGUGCUUGGCGGAAUCCAGUGA